GUUUGUUUGUUUGCUUGCCUCCUCCAGCCAGGAGCACCGGUGCCCCCCACCCCCGACUCCCAAGUACCCAGAGCCCUCGCAGGGGCACUGGCAAAGCUGCGCAGGUCAUCCUCUCAGGAGCCGUGGCUCCCGUCCGCCCCCUCCCUCCCUCCCUCCCUCCCUCCCGGCUCAGAGAAGCCUCCCUCCCGUGGCUCCUGUCUGCCCCUUCCUGGCUCACUUGCUGUUGCUUCUUGUUAAAAACCUCCAAAUUAUGAGUUUUGAUUGAUUCAUUACAUGCUUAUCCAUUUGAAUGUAAAGAGAAGAGGAGUGGGAAAGUAGACUUGGGUUUUUUUAAGGGAGCCGGGGAUCUCUCCGCUGGCAUGUGGGAGGAGGAGCAAGCCAUUAUGCGCCACGCACUCACACACACAUACUGGUGAGUUCUAUAUCGGCAAGAGGGAAGGAGCUCUCCCUACAAUUCUGCAAUUGCCCGUGGCUAUUGAGCUUUGGAGGGGGGGGGGCAAGAGUUGUUGAGGUUUUUUGUGUUUUUUUUAAGGGGGAGAGCUCUUUUUUUCUUUUAGGCUGGCAAGCACUAAGGAACCCACGAUCUACCUGCGAGCUACCAGAAACUUCCUCACGAUCUACCGGUAGAUCGCUAUGCCUGGCCUAGGGGAUCACAGAACUGGCUGGUGUUCUGACCCAGGCAGCAGAAAGGCAGCAGCGUGUUCCGAUUGCAGCUGCAGGAUGCUGAAAACUUUGAGCAAAGAGUAGAGAAGGCUGGCAAGCACUAAGGAACCCACGAUCUACCUGCGAGCUACCAGAAACUUCCUCACGAUCUACCGGUAGAUCGCUAUCGCCUGGCCUAGGGGAUCACAGAACUGGCUGGUGUUCUGACCCAGGCAGCAGAAAGGCAGCAGCGUGUUCCGAUUGCAGCUGCAGGAUGCUGAAAACUUUGAGCAAAGAGUACAGAAGAAAUUGGAAUGGCUAAUCGCCGAGGGGAUGGCAGAACUGGCUGGUGUUCUGACCCAGGCAGCAGAAAGGCAGCAGCGUGUUCCGAUUGCAGCUGCAGGAUGCUGAAAACUUUGAGCAAAGAGUAGAGAAGGCUGGCAAGCACUAAGGAACCCACGAUCUACCUGCGAGCUACCAGAAACUUCCUCACGAUCUACCGGUAGAUCGCUAUCGCCUGGCCUAGGGGAUCACAGAACUGGCUGGUGUUCUGACCCAGGCAGCAGAAAAGCAGCAGCGUGUUCCGAUUGCAGCUGCAGGAUGCUGAAAACUUUGAGCAAAGAGUAGAGAAGAAAUUGGAAUGGCUAAUCGCCGAGGGGAUGGCAGAACUGGCUGGUGUUCUGACCCAGGCAGCAGAAAGGCAGCAGCGUGUUCCGAUUGCAGCUGCAGGAUGCUGAAAACUUUGAGCAAAGAGUAGAGAAGGAGAGACUGAUACACAAGUCUAAGCACAUCUUGCUUGAAACAGAAAAAUACAGAAACGUGAAGGGGAAAUUGAGAGGAUUUCCUUUCCCCCUACUCGGAAGCAAGCAAUAGAGAAGACAGAGCAAUCUGUAAUUUCUUUAGGAACCGCGAAUAAACAAUUCAUAUAUGUGGAAUGUACAAUGUGAUUCAGUAAGUGAACACCCUUAGUUCACAUCAAUGAACUGAAACAAUGGAGAAACCAUUUAAAGGUAUGGAUUGUGGAAAGGACUUCAGUGGAAUGCUAAGAAUCCACCAGCGAACUCACACAGGGGCAAGACCUUUUAAAUGCAUGGAGUGUGGAAAGAGCUUCAGUCAGAGUAGACACCUUAAAAAGCAUCAACGAACUCACACAGGGCAGAAACCAUUUAAGUGCAUAGAGUGUGGAAAGAGCUUCAGUGAUAGCGGAACGCUAAGAAUCCAUCAGCGAACUCACACAGGGGAGAAACCAUUUAAAUGUAUGGAGUGUGGAAAGAGCUUCAGUCAGAGUGGAAACCUUAAAAAGCAUCAACGAACUCACACAGGGGAGAAACCAUUUAAAUGUAUGGAGUGUGGAAAGAGCUUCAGUCAGAGUGGACACCUUAAAAACCAUCAACGAACUCACACAGGGGAGAAACCAUUUAAAUGCAUGGAGUGUGGAAAGAGCUUCAGUGAGAGUGGAACACUAAGAAUCCAUCAGCGAACUCACACAGGGGCAAGACCGUUUAAAUGUAUGGAGUGUGGAAAGAGCUUCAGUGAGAGUGGAUGCCUUAAAAAGCAUCAACGAACUCACACAGGGCAGAAACCAUUUAAGUGCAUAGAGUGUGGAAAGAGCUUCAGUGAUAGCAGAACGCUAAGAAUCCAUCAGCGAACUCACACAGGGGAGAAACCAUUUAAAUGUAUGGAGUGUGGAAAGAGCUUCAGUGAUAGCGGAACGCUAAGAAUCCAUCAGCGAACUCACACAGGGGAGAAACCAUUUAAAUGCAUGGAGUGUGGAAAGAGCUUCAGUCAUAGUGGAGCGCUAAGAAUCCAUCGGCGAACUCACACAGGGGAGAAACCAUUUGAAUGUAUGGAGUGUGGAAAGAACUUCAGUCAUAGAGGAGCGCUAAGAAUCCAUCAGCGAACUCACACAGGGGAGAAACCAUUUAAAUGUAUGGAGUGUGGAAAGAGCUUCAGUGAUAGCAAAACGCUAAGAAUCCAUCGGCGAACUCACACAGGGGAGAAACCAUUUGAAUGUAUGGAGUGUGGAAAGAGCUUCAGUCAGAGUGGACACCUUAAAAACCAUCAACGAACUCACACAGGGGAGAAACCAUUUAAAUGUAUGGAGUGUGGAAAGAGCUUCAAAGACAGCAGCUCAGUGAAAAUCCAUCAGCGAACUCACACAGGGGCAAGACCGUUUAAAUGUAUGGAGUGUGGAAAGAGCUUCAGUCAGAGUGGACACCUUAAAAACCAUCAAAGAACUCACACAGGGGAGAAACCAUUUAAAUGUAUGGAGUGUGGAAAGAGCUUCAGUGAGAGUGGACACCUUAAAAACCAUCAACAAACUCACACAGGGGAGAAACCAUUUAAAUGUAUGGAGUGUGGAAAGAGCUUCAGUCAGAGUGGACACCUUAAAAACCAUCAACGAACUCACACAGGGGAGAAACCAUUUAAAUGUAUGGAGUGUGGAAAGAGCUUCAGUCAGAGUGGACACCUUAAAAACCAUCAACGAACUCACACAGGGGAGAAACCAUUUAAAUGUAUGGAGUGUGGAAAGAGCUUCAGUCAGAGUGGACACCUUAAAAACCAUCAACGAACUCACACAGGGGAGAAACCAUUUAAAUGCAUGGAGUGUGGAAAGAGCUUCAGUGAUAGCGGAAUGCUAAGAAUCCAUCAGCGAACUCACACAGGGGCAAGACCGUUUAAAUGUAUGGAGUGUGGAAAGAGCUUCAGUCAGAGUGGAACCCUUAAAAAGCAUCAACGAACUCACACAGGGCAGAAACCAUUUAAGUGCAUAGAGUGUGGAAAGAGCUUCAAUGAUAGCGGAACACUAAGAAUCCAUCAGCGAACUCACACAGGGGAGAAACCAUUUAAAUGUAUGGAGUGUGGAAAGAGCUUCAGUGAUAGCGGAACGCUAAGAAUCCAUCAGCGAACUCACACAGGGGAGAAACCAUUUAAAUGCAUGGAGUGUGGAAAGAGCUUCAGUCAUAGAGGAGCGCUAAGAAUCCAUCGGCGAACUCACACAGGGGAGAAACCAUUUGAAUGUAUGGAGUGUGCAAAGAACUUCAGUCAUAGAGGAGCGCUAAGAAUCCAUCGGCGAACUCACACAGGGGAGAAACCAUUUAAAUGUAUGGAGUGUGGAAAGAGCUUCAGUGAUAGCGGAACGCUAAGAAUCCAUCGGCGAACUCACACAGGGGAGAAACCAUUUAAAUGUAUGGAGUGUGGAAAGAGCUUCAGUGAUAGCAAAACGCUAAGAAUCCAUCGGCGAACUCACACAGGGGAGAAACCAUUUGAAUGUAUGGAGUGUGGAAAGAGCUUCAGUCAUAGAGGAGCGCUAAGAAUCCAUCAGCGAACUCACACAGGGGAGAAACCUUAUAAAUGUUUUGAGUGUGGAAAAUGCUUCAGUCAGAGUGGAGGCUUUAAUGUACAUCUACAAACUCACACGAGGGAGAAACCGUAGAAGACAUCAGCAAACUCACACGGGAAAAACAAUUUAAAUGUAUGUUUAAAUGUAUGUUUGUAAUCAUUUAUGUAAACACUGCCAACAGUACCUUUUUGCCUGUGUUAAGAAAAGAUGAAAAUUCUACACAAAUAUUCCUCCGCCGUGCAACAAAGGCAGGCGCUGCUCUUCCACUCGUAGCUCUAUGGGCCCCUGUGGUCCAAAACAAACCUGAAGUGUUCCCCCUAAAUCAGAUGUUUCCUGGGCGAUUGGGCAAAAGGAGCCCCUGGAAGUGGGGAGGGGGGCAUUGGAAAGGAGAGGAGGGGUGACAGUGCACAUUCUGCCCACAUCUUUUUUUUUAAGAAAUACUUUAUUGUUUAAUACAAAACAUAACAUAUAUACAAGUACAGCAUAAAUUUUCUUCUCAUUGAAUCACAUACAAAAAUAAAAAAUAAUAUGCAAAACAAAUUAUAUAAUUCAAAAUAAAUACUUCUUCGCAAUGUGAAGAGUAUGCCAUCCUUGUAUUUUGUCCUAUUUCCUCCCUCUUAAAUACUUCCCGUCCUUUUAACAAUACAAUAGCAGAUUCUUUAUUUUCCACAGGCCUGCAUUAUGAAUUUCCUCCUUUCUUUUCUUGGUUUUUCCUGAUCUCACUUUUGUGUUUUCAAACGUUAUUCUAUAUCUGCUAGUAUAGAAUUGUUAGGAUAAUACUUUUUAAAAUAUUUUUUUGUAAACACUCCAUUCUUUGGAUACAUUUUGUGUUGAUGAUCCCCUUACUGAGUCAGUAAGUUUAGCCAGUUGUACAUAUUCUAGCAUGAGCCUUUGCCACUCCAUUACAGUGGGUAAGUUCUCACUCUUCCACUUUCUUGCCACUAAUGCCCUGGCCGCCCGCAUCUAUAAAUUGCAAUACAGUGGUACCUCUGUAUGCUACCGCCUCGGGGAGCAACCGCUUCGGUUUCCGACCACCACGGACCUGGAAGUGUUUACAACCAGGUUCCGCAGCGCCCGGAUGUGCAGAAGAGAUCUGCGCAGCGCAUGCGUGCGCAGAGCGCUCUAUCGGCACUUCGUGCAUGCGCAGAAGCAUGAAUCAGGGAGCAAGCAACUUGGGGAGCAACUGGCUCCCCAGAACCAAUUGUGGUCGCAAACCGAGGUACCACUGUACAGGGAAUUGGAAAAGUGAACAAGGGAGGUGGGUGGCAGGGGAGGACAAAAAUAAGAUGCUGA
This is a messenger RNA of Zootoca vivipara (common lizard), 5278 nucleotides long. Lineage: Eukaryota; Metazoa; Chordata; Lepidosauria; Squamata; Lacertidae. The record is from RefSeq and is a predicted model, not a curated record.